AUGGCGAAGAAGUUUAAUAUUCGUGAAUGGGUCCUAUCUGUUAAAUAUUGGUCAUUACUUUUCAUUCCUCAUAUGUCAGUCUGUUUAAUUUUUUUAAUUUAUAUUCUAAUGGGUGCUAGUAUUAUUCAAGAAAUUGAGACAUGUCAACAAGAAACUUCUUCAUCAAUAAAAAAUAUUCCACGAGAACGUCUUAUAUCAAAAAUAAUUGAAAAACGACAAACAUUGGAUAUUGAACAAUAUAAAAAAUAUGUUUCUAAACAUAUUGAUCUGUAUGAAGAAGAAAUUAAAAAUAAACAGAAAUAUUUUCAAGAAAAUUCAUCAUGGGACUUUUCGAAAUGUUUUUUCAUUGUUGUAACAUCAUUAACAACUAUAGGUUCAAAUGAAUUUAUACCAAAAACAAAGUUAGGAAAAUUAUUUCUAAUGAUUUAUACAGGAUUUGGCAUUCCAUUAACAUUUAUUUUCAUAUUUGAUUUAAGUUAUUUAAUAAAACGAAUAAUUAACUAUAUUUCAUUGAUUAUUUUUCAUGUUUAUAUAUCAAAAUAUUUUCUUCAUAUUCGUCGAUUAUUUGUUUUUCGUUUUAUUGAUAAACAAUUAAAUAUUUCAUUUGAAGAAGAUGAUGAUGAAGAAGAUUUAAAUAGAUUAAAAUCUUCUUCAACAAUUCAACAAUAUAUUAAUAAUCUUCUAAAUAUAGUUAAAAAUUUUAAUGAUGACAAUGAUUUAACAUUAAAACGAUUAAUAUUAACAAUUUUUAUUUAUAUUCUUAUUGGUAGUUAUUUUAUAUCAUCCAAGUCUAUAUUUGAUAGUUUUUAUUUAUGUUUUACAACUAUAUUUACAAUUAGUUCAAAUAGAAUAAUUGAUCAAGAAAAGAAUUUAUUUUUUUUAUCUAUUUAUUUAGUUGUUGGUCUUGCAAUUGUUGUAUUGUGUGUAAAAACUAUCAAAAUAAGACUAGAAACAUUAUUAUUGAAUUUUGGAAAGAUAUUGCUCAGAAACCUAUUAGAAUUUAGUCAACAAAUAGGUUCUCAUGAUUUAAAUACUGAUGAUUUCUUAGAAAAUAACGAGAUUAAUUCUUAUCCUGCUUCGGAAUCUGUUGUUUCUCGACAGCAAUAUAUAACAAAUAUCAUAUCAUUAGAACAAUCAUCAACAAUUCGUCCUAUUGGUAUAGCAGAACCAUUACGUCGUAUUUCAACUGAUCUUAUUCGAGUACUCAAGACUAACGAUAAUAAUGAUGAAAAAACUUUAAAUAAAAGCAUUCAAGUUAAUACCGUGAUCCGACGAUGUGAUCGUUGUGCUGAAUUACCACUGUCAAGCUUACCACUUAGAAAAGCUAGAAAUUUGUCAACUUCAUCAUCUCCAGUGACUGAUAAUAGUUCAAGUUGUGAAGAAGAUGAUAUUAUGGAAUUUCCUCCACCUAAUUUAGAUCGAUUACGUAAAAGACGUGCAACACAAGUAGCAAAAACGAUUAUUAAUCAAAUGGGUAUACAACCACGAUUAUCAUCAAUUGAUGAAUUUACAUUACCAAUAGGACUACUACCAAAGCAACGUCAACAUUCACCAGCUUCAUCACCAGUUUCCGUGCGAUGUUCAGUAAAAGUAUCACGAUCACCUUCACUUGAAUCUACAUGUAAAUGUGAAAAUAGUCAUAAAGAAUUUUCGGAACUUUCUAAACAAAUUUCGUCAUUAUUAACAUCACAUGAUGAUUGA
Rotaria sp. Silwood1 is the source of this 1701-nucleotide messenger RNA. The record is from the annotation of a GenBank genome assembly. NCBI's taxonomy places the organism in Eukaryota, Metazoa, Rotifera, Eurotatoria, Philodinida, Philodinidae.